This is a messenger RNA of Centruroides sculpturatus (bark scorpion), 510 nucleotides long. RefSeq names its product venom metalloproteinase antarease-like TpachMP_A. The transcript is spliced from 5 exons. Bases 1 to 510 code for a protein of 169 amino acids. Gene Ontology annotation, molecular function: metalloendopeptidase activity. Lineage: Eukaryota; Metazoa; Arthropoda; Arachnida; Scorpiones; Buthidae. Gene Ontology annotation, biological process: proteolysis. The record is from RefSeq and is a predicted model, not a curated record.
AUGUCAGUAACUACCCGCAAGAAGGAAACAGAACCGUCUUUCAUAGAACAAAGUGCAAUUCGGGGAGCUGAAGAAUAUCUCAAUCCGUUUAAUUUACUUAAUAAUAUGUUAAAUUACUACUGCACACAUUAUACUGGUUUGGCUAAAGAUGCUGAUAUCAUUAUGCUCUCUGUUAGUCGUAGAUUGGCCAAGAUAAUAGACGAUAAUACUCUUUCCUUAAGUAUUGAGGGCAUUACAUAUCUCGCCGGGGUUUGUGACUGUAACAAAGUUGGCAUUACCUUUGACAACUCGGAUUAUUUUGAAAGAGUUAUUUUAGUAGCUCAUGAAUCAGCUCAUUUACUUGGAAGCCCUCACGACGGCGACGGAACUAAUAAGGGACCUGCUGGAAAUCCAGGAGCAUUAGAUUGUCCAAAAACUGACGGUUAUAUAAUGGGAGAUCGAAGUGAUGAUGAUAAAAAAUAUAAAUUUUCCGAAUGUUCUAAGAGAUGCAUUGAAUACUUGCUAUCGUAA